Molecule: messenger RNA, 1710 nt
Organism: Macadamia integrifolia
Lineage: Eukaryota; Viridiplantae; Streptophyta; Magnoliopsida; Proteales; Proteaceae
Product: LRR receptor-like serine/threonine-protein kinase ER1
Exons: 1
Coding region: 118-1386 (422 amino acids)
Molecular function (GO): protein binding
Source: RefSeq, a predicted model, not a curated record
AUAUCUUAAUUACUGAUCCUACUAUCUCUCAUUGUUCAAUCAAAAUAUUCUCUCUCUCUCUAACCUGCAAAACUCUCUCUCACACACAUUCCUUCAUUCUGUGACUCUCAUAGCCUCAUGGCGAAGCCUCAGUUUCUUCUGUUUCUGCUACUCUUUUUCUUCCUCAUGUACCAGCAGUCCCUCCAACAGCAGCAGCAGCAGCAGCAAAUCAAUGCCGUCGAUCUCGCUGCCCUCCACGACAUCAGGAACAGUCUGAGAGAUCUCCCGCAUUCAGAUUUCUUCUCCACCUGGGACUUCGCUGCACCCAAUCCUUGCUCCACCUUCACUGGUCUCCUCUGCUCUCCUGACCCCUCCGCCAGCGCCAGCGCCACUCCUCUCCUCCGGGUAACCUCCCUCACUCUCGGCACCGGGCUGGCAGGAUCUUCCGGACUGAUGGGUUCAAUCUCUCCCGCUCUCUCCAACCUCACUGCUCUCACCCAGAUCAUCCUCUACGCCGGAAUUGUCUCCGGUUCAAUUCCUCCUCAACUCGGCACCUUAAAGAACCUCCGAGUCAUCUCCUUAACCAACAACCGCUUGUCCGGUCCGAUUCCGAGCAGUCUCUCAACCCUUCCAAACCUUCACACACUCGAUCUUAGUGGUAACCAACUCGGUGGUCCGGUUCCCGCGGGUCUCACUGGGUUACCCUCGCUAAGGGUUCUACUCCUGGAAUCCAAUCAACUCUCGGGCGAGUUUCCUAACGUGUCGACUCAGCUUCUCCACCUCGAUUUGAAAAACAACCGUUUCUCGGGAGUCCUUCCGUCACUGCCGUCGUCCCUCCGUUAUCUCUCCAUGUCUAAAAACGAGAUGUGGGGCCCACUAAACGUCCUAGAACCUCUAUCAGAGUUAGUGUACCUCGACCUGAGCAUGAACUGGUUCAGUGGGAGUAUCCCGGAGACACUGUUUCGUUCAACGCUCUCAUCAUUACUGCUCCAACGGAACAAUUUGUCUGGUGGGGUCCCCAAAACAAAGGCCGUUGAUGCAACAUCGUACGGUGAGGGAUCGACCGUGGACUUGAGCCAUAACCUUUUAUCAGGAGAGUUGUCACCGGUUUUGGCAGGCGUCGAGAUCUUGUUCUUGAAUAGCAACCGUUUGAUCGGGAUCGUACCGGAUGAGUACGUGCAGAGUGUCUUGGUGGGUAGCAUGAAAACACUAUACCUACAACACAAUUACCUCUCCGGGUUCCCUUUAGAAAGCGGGUCGCCAUUGCCGGACUCAGCUUCGCUUUGCUUGUCUUACAACUGUAUGAUUCCACCCGUCAGGACGAUGACCUGCCCUGCCAAUGCCGGUGGGCUGCUUUCGAGACCCGCUUAUCAGUGCCGGUUGGUCCACCUUGGCAAUGCCGAUUAAGGGGUGACUUCAUAAUUGAGAAGGGCUUCUCAAUUCUGGUGGAUGGAGACAAUAGGAUCUUAAAACUUGGGAUCGGAUCAACUGAUUUGAACCGGGUUUUGACCAAUACGGUGCUGUUAAUCUGUACUGCAUUUCUAGGGUUUCGGCCUAUUCUGACCAAUCCGGAUCCUGAUUCCAGUUUAUAAAACCCUGAUGUGGAUAUAUUUAAUAUUUGUAAUUUGUUGUGGGCAUUUUUUGGGUAAUGUUUGAAUCACUAUUGACAUAAGAAAGAGAAGAGGCAGGUUUCAGUGUAUAGAUAAACCAAAGAGAGUUGUUUUGGAGGUA